GGGAGGAUCACUUGUUGAUUAGAAUCAGGCAAAAAGUCAUUCAAUUAUUUUCCUGCAAAAGAAAAUAUUAAGAUUUUAACGAACCAAAAAUUUUACCAGUGACAAUUUCUUUCAAAAAGUUUGAAAAUUUUAGCAAAAUUUUAGAUUUUCAUUUCGUUCAAAUUCCGGUUUAUAUAUUUAUUAAUUGAUCUCAACUUUGUCGCAUAUAAUUCUAAAUUUUUUACAAAAUGAGAUACAAAACUGUUGCCCUUGGUAUCUUUAUUUUACUAAAUUUAACAUUAGUGAAACGCGUCAGCGGACAGAACGCAAUUUCGAAUCUGAUCUCAACAUUAAAGAUUGUCACGAGAUUGUGCUAUUUUCCAAAAGUUAAUAGUGAAAAGGUUGCCAGAGGAUUCAUCGGGUGUUAUGAUUAUGCUCCGGGAAAAUGGGAAUAUUUUAAAUGUCAGAAAAAAGUUAAUGGAUAUCUGCUUGAUACGAAAGAUCAUAUUGAGCAAGCUGCAUGCAAAAGACCAUACAGGACGCCGUCCUAUAUCGCUUGUCUCAUGAAAGAAUUCAGAAAGUCGGGACUUGACUUGAAUAAAGCGACGGCGAAAGUGAACGAUUGCCAGAGCAGAGUGGUUGGAGUGUACUAACUACAUACAUACAUAUAUGCAAAUAAGGAGGAAAGGAAUCCAUUUAUAAAUUCAGUAUUAUGCCGUUUUAAUUAAAGUUUGUAUGUACAACACAAGAUUUUUUUUUUUGACGAAACACAAAGUUCCAUGAAAUUAGUUAUCGCACGAAUUCGCGUAAUAAAUUAUGCAUUUAAUCCAA
Folsomia candida is the source of this 810-nucleotide messenger RNA. RefSeq lists its product as uncharacterized. The transcript has 4 exons. Bases 228 to 632 code for a protein of 134 amino acids. Lineage: Eukaryota; Metazoa; Arthropoda; Collembola; Entomobryomorpha; Isotomidae. The record is from RefSeq and is a predicted model, not a curated record.